CCGACUUUCGUAUCAUUAUUUGAUCGUAGCACUGUACAUUAUUAUAUUAUUAUUUUCUUUAUUAAGAGUUUACGUGAUUUCAAUAUAGGUAUUUCGUUUCACUCGGAGUGCAAGGCUCAAAUAUUUUCACAAAACGAUAAUCAUCAUAGUUUAUACAUUCAUUUCGAUUUAGUUUUAAUCUCAAAAUACCUGCACGCGUUAUACCAUUAUAUGAUUAAAAACCGUUUAAAAACUAAAACAAAAACCAUCGUCAUCGGCCGCAGUCUGACAUUUGAGGUCGCCGAGAUAGGUAGGACCCCGAUGACCAGUGCAGCAGAACUGAGUUAGAGUCAAUCGGUACUUUAAUAUAAGUACUUACUUCAGCUACAUCAUGCAAAUAAGACACGUCAUUGGAUUUACGCUGUUGUUGGUAGCUGUGCCAUUGCAGUUGUACUUGAUGAAGUACAACCAAGACUUCAGACACUUGGUAUCGGAAAUCGUGAAAAACUUAACGGAUGACCUUCUGCAGCUGUCUAGCGACUACGUUACCGGAUGUGUCAGCACCACGAACUAUUACCUGCAAAGUACAUAUGACUAUUUGGGAUUAUCAGAACCAUUUGAAGAACAAGAAGUGCCAGAAAAUUUAAUUCGAAAUUUUAGACCACCCCAUUUAGAAUUCAGUAUUGGAAACGUGGUAUUGAUACAUGCCAUGAUACCUGGCAUCAUUGUUGGAUGGAACAUUGAUAAGACAGAUCUCACCAAAGAACCAGAAUAUCUAAUUUUAGUAGAAAAUCAUGGCGAAUUGAUGAAAUUAGAUCAAGAUAAAAUUAUAGUUCAAUUACAAAAUAUGAAGAUCAAUCACAAAAUGGUCGAUCAAUAUUUUGAAAGUUUUGAUGGAAUUGGAUACCUACCAAAUGUAUCACUCAAGAAAAUGUACCCGAAAGGUUAAAUCCACCUUCAAGCAACAACUGUACAAAUACAUAUAGUAAUAUAGGUAGAAAUUAUAAAGUUGUAAGGAACGGGAUAAAUAUUGUUAAGAAAUAAAAACAAAAAGAUUUCAUUUGAGUUUGCUUUCUUUUAAAUAAUAAAAUGUCUAAAAAUGUCCAUAUAAAAAAAAAAUACUGAGGUUAAUUUAAUUUUUGAAGUUGUAAAAUCAAGCAUGGGUUGUUUGGAACUUCGAUGUUUAGUAUUCUUCAC
Messenger RNA from Myzus persicae (green peach aphid), 1176 nucleotides. RefSeq lists its product as uncharacterized. Gene Ontology annotation, molecular function: DNA binding. The record is from RefSeq and is a predicted model, not a curated record. Lineage: Eukaryota; Metazoa; Arthropoda; Insecta; Hemiptera; Aphididae. The coding region runs from base 371 to 928 and encodes 185 amino acids. The transcript is spliced from 4 exons.